Messenger RNA from Malassezia globosa CBS 7966, 4884 nucleotides. RefSeq lists its product as uncharacterized. The record is from RefSeq and is a predicted model, not a curated record. The transcript has a single exon. Gene Ontology annotation, cellular component: Swr1 complex. Gene Ontology annotation, molecular function: ATP hydrolysis activity; histone binding; ATP-dependent chromatin remodeler activity. Bases 1 to 4884 code for a protein of 1627 amino acids. Lineage: Eukaryota; Fungi; Basidiomycota; Malasseziomycetes; Malasseziales; Malasseziaceae. Gene Ontology annotation, biological process: chromatin remodeling.
AUGGAUGAAGUAGACGGGAAUGUGGACGUUAAAGUAGAGGCACAAGAGCCUCCUGUGCCAGAGGCAUCCACUUCAUCAACGGCGGCAGCAGUCGCUUCUGAUCAAAGUCACAGUAGGCAAAAGCUCAACAGUAACAAUCGUGGCCAAAUGAAUGAGAGCGGUCAGGAUGAUAGUAGCCACAGUCGCCGUCGCCGCCGUCUAGACCGAGAGCUUGGAUUUUCAUCGCCUGGCCCCGCAUUCCAACUCCAGCCACCUUCGGCGGACGAGCCAUGCACGACGCCAGGUCAUGCGCGCCGCUCAACUAGGCACUCUUCGCGUACGCCAAAACCGUCUAAGGCGGCACUUGAAAGUGGCCUUCUUCGUUCUUGGACGCCAACAUCUCUGAACAGCAAGACGGAAGAGCACGUUUCGGCGACCCAGAUGUCUGGACAGGCCCCUGGAACUCCCUCUAUUGCAUCAAAAUUCACCUCGUCAGCCACAAACACAGUUUCACCCACCUUGGCGUCUACAGAUAGCCUGUUGGAGCGGUGUAAGCGAUUGCACGAGCAUCUCCUGCAAGCGGAUAUGGAGACUCUUCACCAAGAACAUGACGCUCUCGUGCGCGAGCUUUUCCACCUCACCAAGUUUGUGACGAUGACAAGCUAUGAUCCUACCAUUGCAUUUCAAGAUACCAGUGAAGUGUUUGCCCAGUUCCGAUCUCAAUAUGAUCUUGCUACAAAGAUCAUGGAGGACCAACCCAGACUCACACGACGUGCUCUUGCCGAGCGACGGAAAUCCCUGGGCAUCGACGAGCUGUCCCCUUGCACAUCGCGAUCAUCUGCAUCUCGCCUAACGACGUCCUCUCCCUUGUCGACUCACUCUCCGACACAUUCUCAGGUGCCACCAGCUGCAAAGCGGAUUCGCCUUUACUCGCGGUCGCGUGACAAACGACGUGCUCUUUCACCACCCAACGUUCCCGCCCAUAUGGAUCUGAUUUCUCUAUCUAGUGGUUCAGCUCUUGAUCCACGUCAUCCACCUCAUCUCACCUACAUGUCGCCGUGGCAAGUGCCUGCUGCACCGAGUGUGCCAGGUGGGUCAUUGGCUGCUUUCUACCAGUCUUUUUGUUAUUGGGAUGACGAAGUUGUAAGGCCGGAUAUCCGCGCUGAGCGCCUCGCUCGGGAAUCUGCCAUCUACGUGCGUCUCGAUUCGUACAAGCGGCAUGGCCUGUCUCUCGAGGCCGGCACGACAACUGCGCUUGCGAAAUUCAAGCCUCACGAUCCGCCUCGUUCUAAAGCUCACUGGGACUUUGUUCUAGAUGGCGUUGUAGCCUGUGCACAGCGCAUGCGCCAUUUAAGUAAGCACCGCAUGCAGCUCGCCAAAAAAGUCUCGCGCAUGGUGAGUGCGUACUGGGAGCGUGCACUUCACAGCGAUGAGCGUGAACAAAAAAUGGAAUGGCGCAGACAACGGGCGCUAGCAAAGUGGACGAUGCGGGAAGUCCAGCGGCAAUGGCGCCUUGCCGUGACUGUGAUUCGCGGUCGCAAGCAGGCAGCUGAGCGUGCUGAGCGUGAAAAGCUGGGGAAGAAACAGCUGCAGGCUAUUCUUGAGCAGAGCACACAGAUGCUGGAAACGCAGCACGCUGAUCUUUCGAACUUGGUGGAUAAUCACUCUGAGGAGGAGGAACAAGAGGAGGUCGAUGAAGAUGGGAACAAAGACGAAACCGAAGGCGAAGAAGACGAAGACGUCGGCGCUGUGACGCAUGUUGACGUCUCUGUUCAGGAUAUGGAUGAGGAUCACGACCAAGAUGCUGGAAGCCAGACACAGGCGCUCUUAGCUUCUUCUGAGAAUGGCUCAGACGAACGUGAUGAAGACGCAUUGAUACAGGCAAGCGGAGAGGAUGAGAGUGACGGCUCUUCACGCGAGUUGGAUGAUGAGCGCUUGGAACACGACAUGUGGGAACAGGAUGAAGAAGAUGAUGACGAGGAUGACGAACUUCAGGCAGAGGCGAAUCUCCCUCUUGACGAGCUUAUGAAAAAGUAUGGAUACGCGCCGCCUAGCUCCCCGUCGCUAAAAGACACACAAGAGUCUGAAAGUGAGACUGAAAGCUCGAAUGCAACGGCCCCUGAAAUCGACGACGCCAAAUCGGACGAGUCAUCGGCCUCCGAUUCCCAUGCAUCUCUGCACAUGCUUCUCGACAGCAAAGAUGACGUGCCCGCGCACACGACCGGCAAAGUGCGUCUUCCGUUUCUUUUUCGUGGGACUCUGCGACCAUACCAGCAGGUUGGUAUGGAGUGGCUCAUUAGUCUGUAUAACAACCAGGUGAAUGGGAUUCUCGCCGAUGAGAUGGGUCUGGGCAAAACAAUUCAGACAAUCGCACUUCUCGCGCACCUGGCGUGUGAUCGAGGUAAUUGGGGACCGCAUCUCAUUAUCGCUCCAACCAGUGUGAUGCUGAACUGGGAGAUGGAAUUCAAGAAGUUCCUGCCUGGCUUCAAGAUUCUUGCAUACUUCGGUUCGCAGAAGCAGCGCAAGGCAAAGCGAGUCGGCUGGAACACACCCAACAGUUUUCAUGUGUGUAUCACGUCGUACCAGCUCGUACUAGCUGAUCAGCACAUCUUUCGUCGGAAGCCAUGGUCGUAUCUCGUGCUGGACGAAGCUCAUCAUAUCAAAAACUUUCGCUCCCAGCGGUGGCAGACCCUCCUCGGCUUCAACUCUGAGCGCCGCCUCUUGCUCACAGGUACUCCCUUGCAAAAUAAUCUCAUGGAUCUCUGGAGUCUCAUGUACUUCCUUAUGCCGCAAGGCAUCGCGAAAGUGGCCGCAGCGAGUGGAGCAUUUUCGAACAUGAAAGAUUUUCAAGACUGGUUCUCGAAUCCACUCGGCAAGGCAGCCGAAAAUGCCAACGCCAUGGACGAUGAGACCCGCGCUACUGUCGCAAAGCUGCACACUGUACUUCGGCCGUUUGUCCUUCGCCGUCUCAAGUCUGAUGUAGAGCAAGAGAUGCCUAAGAAGUAUGAGCAUGUGAUGCCGUGUCGCUUGUCGAAGAGACAACGCUUCUUGUAUAAUGACUUUAUGUCGCGUGCCAAGACCCGUGAAAGCCUUGCCAGUGGCAACUACAUGAGCAUCAUCAACUGCCUGAUGCAGCUCCGCAAGGUGUGCAAUCAUCCAGACCUGUUCGAGCCACGUCCCAUCGUGACGCCGUUCGUAUCGCGUGCUGUCGCCUGUGAUUAUGAGAUCAAGGACCUCCUUGUACGUCGCCGACUUUUACAACGCGAUCCAUGGCGUACAUGUGAUCCCGCUUUCCUGCAUCUCCAGUUCGUCGGCGACGAGUCGAUGCUUACGCCACUUAUUACCCGCCGCUACAAAUCGCUUGACGCGUCUGAGGCCAUGUCUCGUGCAGUUCCUCAGCCUCCCUCGGGCGACAACAAUGCCUCCGCUUCCGCGGAGAUGGUGGUUCCUCCAGUGCUGACAGUCGAUGCUUUCCGUCGUGCUCUUUCUCACCGGCGUGCUUGUGCUGCACACGAACACGCACAGCAUGCGGCUUAUGUGAACCGCAGGCGUUGCAGUGCGGAGCCGGUGUACGGGCGCGGUCUUUUCGAUUGCGUGCGUCUCACUUCGACACAGCCAGUUGAGCCGAUCGAUGCAGGUCAUUCGCACCGGCUUUGCGUGACUCAAUGUGAUGCGCUGCGGUCUUCUGUGCUCUCAGUACAGGAGCGCUCAAAUGCGAUGCAUGGCACCAUCUCACGCUUCGCCUUUGCGACGCCUCCUGUUCUCGCCCCUGCUGUGCCGCGUAUGCUCUUUGGCACUGACUAUGAAUACGACCCAGAAGCAUCUGCUUUGGCACGCUUGCCGGAUCCACUGCACACGUCCGCUGUGGCACUGCAGGUGUCGUUCCCGGAUGCAUCGCUGCUGCAAUACGAUUGUGGAAAAUUACAGCAGCUCGAUACUCUGAUGCGUCGGCUCGUCACUGAUGGCCAUCGUGUGCUGAUUUUCACGCAAAUGACCAAGGUACUGGAUAUCCUGGAGAAGUUUUUCAACUAUCAUGGCUACCGUUACCUGCGCCUUGAUGGCGCUACCAAAGUUGAGCAACGGCAAGCGCUGACAGAGCGUUUCAAUCGCGACUCACGUAUCUCAGCAUUUAUUCUAAGCACGCGCUCCGGUGGACUGGGCAUCAAUUUAGUGGGCGCUGACACAGUCAUUUUCUACGAUCUGGACUGGAAUGCUGCAAUCGAGUCUCAAUGCAUGGAUCGCGCUCACCGGAUCGGUCAAACGCGAGACGUCCACAUUUACCGAUUCGUGAGUGAGCAUACGAUCGAAGAGAACAUGCUCCGUAAGGCGAACCAAAAACGCCGCUUGGACCAAUUGGUGAUUCAGGAAGGCGAAUUUACAACCGACCGUCUCAUCAAAAAUGAUUGGCGCGACAUGCUGGACGAAGGUGGCACUUCUCUUGGCGGUGUACAUGUUGGUGAGGAUGCAUUUUCCGACGUGAAAGAUUUUGAGCAGGCGUUUCGAGCAGCAGAGGAUGCAGAAGAUGCAGCGGCCGUGCACGUCGCCAAUGAGGAGUAUCAUUUGGAUCAUGCUGACUUUGAAGGCGACGUAUGUCAAUCGGUGUCGGAUGUGCGUCGCUCCUCGCCACCUUCUUCUGGAGCAGGAAGGUCUUUUUCGCACUUGACCGAGCAGUCGCUGCUACUACCGCAUCUCGAGCCAACCGGUGAGAGUAAGACGGUCGUGAAUAACGACGAACUUGAUGAGUGCUCCUCAUCCGAUGUCGAAGACGACGAGGAAGACCCCGUCGGAUCCAUCGAUGACUAUAUGCUCCGGUAUGUAACUUCUCAUCCUACUGUGAACGAAAAACAGAACACUAACCGUUACUCCAGCAUGGUUGAGGCUGACUGGCAAUAUUUUGGCAGUUGA